Molecule: messenger RNA, 2545 nt
Organism: Caenorhabditis elegans
Lineage: Eukaryota; Metazoa; Nematoda; Chromadorea; Rhabditida; Rhabditidae
Gene: Y76B12C.6
Product: TPR_REGION domain-containing protein
Exons: 6
Coding region: 43-1707 (554 amino acids)
Source: RefSeq, marked reviewed
UCAGGCCGUAUGCUCCUUGCUUAAACCCUAGGAAGCUUCACGAUGCCUGAUCCACCGAAAAGAGAUCCCAAAGAGCCGACUCCGUUGGUGCUUAUGAACCCGGAGCUCCGUGUUCGUCAGCUUCGUUACGCAGCAAACAUUGAGGCCAGCCAAAUGGUUCCGUUGGCUAGAUACUACGAAGUGCUAAUCGAUCUUUCUGCAAUGGGCCUCGAAUAUCUAAAAUCAAUGAAGCUUGAACGUGCAUUUAUCAUAUUCAAACGUAUCGAAUAUUUCAUUUAUCACCGUCUACUCAAUCAUACCGGCUACAAAACCUUCGAAUCAGCUGCAAAAGCUCAAAUAAUGCGUCGAAUUCCAAUGAUAAUGUAUGUCGCCCAACAGCUUAUCAUUGAUUUUGUGAUGCCUGUCUAUGAACGACAGGCGGCCUAUUUCCGAUAUGAAGAGCUUCAGCGACGGCUUAAAAUUCUGAAUCCAGACGCUUGGCGGAUGUAUAUGACGGAAUUCGCUCAGAGAGAAGCACAGUUUUAUCGGGAAGCUGAACGAAUUUCUACACGAUUUGGUGUGGAACUUCAGAGCUUUUUACCUCAGGAAGUGCUCCCCGAUGAGCAUCAUCCGUCGAAUUUUCCGCCGAGAACUUUUCCCGUCGGGACGUUGAAUAAACCAAAAACCAAUGAACAAAUGUCGGCUUCACGUAUUUUGGAUGCAGCAAUACUUGCAAUGAAUACAAAUACAAAUUUACCGCCAAUUGCUGGAGAUCAACCAGUUGAUACACUUAUUCGAAAUAUUAAUUCAAUGAUGAACAAUGCGUUGACCAACUUUUUUCAGACGAAAAAUCAAGAGGAACAGGAAAGAGUUUUCAGAGAAGCAUUCCCCGAUUUUAUGCGUGCAAUGGCAAUUCCACACGAUAAGGAUCUAGUGCUCGAGCUUCCACAAUCAGCCGAUUGUCGGAACACUUAUUCGCCACGUGUCGGCCAUAUGUACGGAGUCCCGCCAGGAGGAUCAGCAGCAGCCGACGCUUUACGGGUUCCCCAGGCUGAAGAGCACCGGCAACCUGGAGAAUAUCAGCCAAAACAGUCACUGGAUACGUAUAUCGGCUUGCUCACAAAGACUUUUGAGCACAAUUCGGCGGAUGCUACUGGCUACAAGGUUCUACAGUAUCAGGUAGAUCAUACGACAUCGCCGAGCACCGCCGGAUUUAUGCUCUUUUUGGAUCCAAUUGUUCCAGCAGCGGUUCAGCAGGCUUCAGCUCCACCGCCGGCUCCUCCUCAGCUUCAGGGAAUUGAUUUGGCGACGAUUUUGCAGUCUUUUGGGGCUCCGGGAGCAGCUCCUCAGAUGAUCCCUGAACUGGACCCCGGGCCGCCUCGGCUGGGCCCUCCAACCCUCCCACUGGUGCCUCCAAUCAAUCCAGUUGAAACUGAGAGUUCACUUGGAGUAUGGGCAAAACGUGGUGGAGCCCGUGAUGGUCUUGGAAGCCUUGGACUCCUCUCGGAGUUGGAUCGGGCUCGAGAUGUGCUCGACGCGGUGCCCCCGCUACCGCCUGGUGGGAUUCAUGGAGCUCAGCAGCAGCAGCAGGCUGUUAGAAAACGACCGGAUUCACACCAGCAACAACAAUCGGAGGAGAAUCGGAGGAAGAGAAUGUCCACUGGAGCGAGGAGUGAUCUCGGAUUUGGAGGCCCCGGGCCCAGUGGAAGUUAUGGACCACCACAAUGAACAUUUUGACAUCUACUUUCUACAUAUUUGUGCAUAAUUUUUCCCCCUUUUUUUCACUUUACCCACACACAAAAAAUUCCCCAAAAAAUCAUGUAAAUCCGAAGAUUUUGAUUUAAAAAUCGAUAAAAUCGAUCGAUUUCAGCUAAAAAUGAACAUUUUCAGAUACUUUUAAGCCGAAAAUCGGAAAAAUUUGAAGAUUUUGACCGAAAAUUCGAUAAAUUUCAGAAAAUCAAAGUUUGGAGCUUUUAAUCCCAAAAUGAGCAUUUUCAAGGAUUUCUGAGCUGAAAAUCUGAAAAAUUUGAACAUUUUGACCUAAAAAUUAGCAAUUUCGAGAGUUUUCAGCCCAGAAAAAUGGAUUUUCAAAAAUUUCGCCAAAAAAAAAGCAAAAAAUGCAAAAUUUUCCAUUCAAAUUCAAGAAUUUUGAAUGAAAAAUUUCAAAGAAAUUCGCACCAAAAAUUGCUUUAAAAUCGUGAAAAUUACGACUAUUUUUCACUCAAAUAUUCAAAUCUCCCGCCGACCGCAUAUUUUGUACUGUAUUUAUUUUUUUCUGAAAUUUUCCACUAAGAAAUGUGAAUACCCUCCAUAUUUCCACCAUUACCCUUUCAGUUUUUCAUGUACUUUGUUUCCCCAGCCCAGCCGCCCAGCUCUCCAUAUUCACCAAUAUUUCAACGGGUUUUCCAAAAUUAUUUUAAAUUUUUUCCACAAAUUUUUUUUUCCUAACUUAUCAUGAAUUUAUGCUCAAAUUUUUCGCGAUUUCCCCUGAAUUUUCGGUGAAAAUCCACUUAUAUCUGAAGGCUUUUUUUAAAUCGAUUUUUGUGAAUUUAAAAAUUUUAAAUCA